Coccinella septempunctata (seven-spotted ladybird) is the source of this 1362-nucleotide messenger RNA. RefSeq lists its product as uncharacterized. Bases 317 to 1246 code for a protein of 309 amino acids. The transcript is spliced from 2 exons. Lineage: Eukaryota; Metazoa; Arthropoda; Insecta; Coleoptera; Coccinellidae. The record is from RefSeq and is a predicted model, not a curated record.
CUAAUCAAUGCAAAGCAGAAUUGCCCUGAAUUCAAUUCAUGAGCAAAUGAAACGAAUAUCAAACCGCAAAAUCGUAAGAGAAGGAAGUUUCUGACAGUUCCUCGGAGCAUGAGAUGAAAAAAAAAAAUACCUAUGCGGUCAGCAUGCACUCACUUUCAUUAAAGUAACGAAAAACUGGUAUCUCGGAGCCACAGGCGGAAGAAAUGAAAUGACAUUCCCUUAGUAUAAGAUCGCAGAUGAAUCGAACGAGAAAUGAAAUGUUUAUUAAUUUCACGGUUCAUGAAUUGCAGAUGUGCGUGAAAGUAAUCUGAGAGGAAUGGUUCUAAAUUGUCGGAUUUCAACAAUUGUGGCAUUGAGCCUUCUGGGUUCAUCCUUCUGCCUGCAAGAUGAUCCUCAACGGAACCUCAUCCAGAACGACGCGUCCUUCCAGAAUCAGCAGAACCAAGUUUCCUACCAGAACCAAGUAUCCUACCAGAACCACCCAAGUCAAGUAUCCUUUCAGAACCAACAGAACCAAGAAUACUUCGUCCAGCAAAGACCUACAGUGGUACAAAACUAUCCACAGCACUACGUUCCCGUCCCCAUCCAGCUUCUACAACGCUCGGUGUACACCCAACAACCUCAAGCAGCCCUAAUCAUCAUGAAGGCGUUCCCAGUCUAUUUGACACCGUCGCAAGCGGCAAAUUUACAGAGUCAGAGUCCAGUUCACCAAGAUUUCAAUGGGAGAAUUCCCAAUUUCCACAUGAUACAUUACAGCCCCGCACCGUCGCCUCCAGUGUACUCAACUGCGCAGCCAAGUCUGGCAUAUCCGACAGCUCAGCCUGCUCCAGAGAGACCUACCGUCAGUGCCGCACCUGCGCAACAGAGUCGAGCUAACAAUUACGUAUCUGCUACCAACCCAGGACUAUAUUUCGCCUCACCGUCCAGCGCUCAUCAAGGUGACAAUUACCUAAAUCAACUAGCGCAAGUGGUGGCUCAGCAAUAUUCGAAGUCGCCAGCCAAUUUCAAAGCUCCAGCCAUCAUUGCAGGCCUGGAGAAUUUCAGUCCAGAGCAGCAGAACCAAAUUAAGAAUCACCUGAAGAGUUACAUAACUUCGCAUGCGGAGGGUGAGAAACAAGAGAGGGAGAUAAGUGUUUCCAAUGAUCCUCAGGAGAAAUACUCGAGCAAGAUCGCUUCGAACCAGUAUCCCCAGCAGUCUGAUUGGAGGCCUGCCCAACAGCCGACUCAUUCAAAUUCGAAAAAUUGAAGUUUAUUGAUUAGUUUUUAACUUCUUGACUGAUGCCAAAGUAAAAUUAGGAUUCUAAUGAGCUUUGUAAUGUUUUUGUGUGUAUUUAAGUACUUAAAUAUAUUUAUAUUUUUCUA